This is a messenger RNA of Gavia stellata (red-throated loon), 3219 nucleotides long. RefSeq names its product RHO family interacting cell polarization regulator 2 (gene RIPOR2). The transcript is spliced from 22 exons. Bases 16 to 3219 code for a protein of 1067 amino acids. The record is from RefSeq and is a predicted model, not a curated record. NCBI's taxonomy places the organism in Eukaryota, Metazoa, Chordata, Aves, Gaviiformes, Gaviidae.
AGGCUUCCCGAAAUCAUGUCAAUAGGAUCACAUUCAUUCUCUCCAGGAGGUCCUAAUGGGAUUAUUAGAAGCCAGUCCUUUGCUGGCUUCAGCGGGCUUCAGGAGAGGCGCUCCAGGUGUAACUCCUUUAUUGAAAAUUCCUCUGCACUUAAGAAGCCCCAAGCAAAGGUGAAGAAAAUGCAUAAUUUGGGCCAUAAGAACAGCACCACGCCCAAAGAGCCCCAGCCUAAAAGGAUGGAAGAGGUCUACCGAGCCCUGAAGAAUGGCCUGGAUGAGUAUCUGGAAGUUCACCAGACAGAGCUGGAUAAGUUGACUACUCAGUUAAAAGACAUGAAAAGAAACUCACGCCUGGGAGUCCUGUAUGAUUUAGAUAAGCAAAUCAAAGCAGUCGAAAGAUACAUGAGAAGGCUGGAGUUCCACAUUAGCAAGGUGGAUGAGCUUUAUGAAGCCUAUUGUAUCCAAAGACGUCUCUGUGAUGGUGCCAACAAAAUGAAGCAAGCCUUUGCAAUGUCUCCUGCCAGCAAAGCAGCUCGAGAGAGUUUAACCGAAAUCAACAGGAGUUACAAGGAGUACACAGAGAACAUGUGUACUAUAGAAGCAGAGCUGGAAAACCUAUUGGGGGAGUUUUGCAUCAAGAUGAAAGGUCUGGCUGGCUUCGCUCGGCUCUGCCCGGGAGAUCAAUACGAGAUUUUCAUGCGUUAUGGUCGCCAGCGAUGGAAACUGAAAGGCAAAAUAGAAGUGAAUGGCAAGCAAAGCUGGGAUGGAGAAGAAAUGGUUUUCCUCCCUCUCAUUGUUGGACUGAUCUCCAUUAAGGUCACAGAAGUUAAAGGACUUGCUACUCACAUCCUUGUGGGAAGUGUUACCUGUGAGACAAAAGACCUGUUUGCAGCUCGGCCUCAGGUGGUUGCAGUAGACAUUAACGACCUUGGCACAGUAAAGCUGAACCUUGAAAUCACCUGGUAUCCCUUUGAUGUUGAAGACUUGACCCCAUCCACAGGAAAUGUGAGCAAGGCAUCUGCUCUCCAGAGGAGAAUGUCCAUGUACAGCCAAGGCACUCCAGAAACACCAACCUUCAAGGACCACUCAUUCUUUAAAUGGCUGCAUCCCCUGCAAGACAGGCCAAAGUUGACAAUCUUAGAUGCUCUGCAAGACACUUUUUUUGACAAGCUUCGUCGCAGUCGCUCUUUUAGUGACCUGCCAUCACUCAGGCUAAGCCCAAAAGCAAGGCUAGAGCUAUAUUCGAAUUUGCCAGAUGACGUCUUUGAGAAUGGAACGGUGACUACCGAGAAGCGGCCUCUUUCUUUCACUUUUGGCGACCUGCUUUACGAAGACCGUGUGCCCCCUGCCAAUGCAGCAAAGUCCUCUUCUGCUCAUGUCAGCUCCAGCCCUGACAUCACUGCGACCCCCAGCCAGCACCGAGCUCUCAAGUCCUCCAAGAGCUCAAGCCUGGACUGUAGCAGCAGUGACUCCCGCAGAGACUCUGCCGCCGAGCUGAAGGACCUGCCAUCCCAGGGAGAGGGAGCAGUGGUUGAGAACAAGGCUACCCCCAGAGCAGCUCCUAAAGAUUGCCAGAACAACUCUGAUGCUGGGAGCGAUCGUGUCGUUACAGAGGCAAGCGUUCCGGUGUCUCUCCUGCAGGACACGGAUGAAGGUUCAGAGCUCAAGCCCGUGGAGCUGGAUACCUAUGAGGGCAACAUCACGAAGCAGCUGGUAAAAAGGCUUACAUCAGCAGAGGCACCCAUGACCCCAGAGAGGCUGCCGUGUGAGGGAUCGAUUAGUGGGGAGUCAGAAGGAUAUAAGUCUUACCUCGAUGGAAGCAUUGAAGAAGCCUUGCAAGGGCUUCUCUUAGCUCUUGAGCCACAUAAAGAGCAGUACAAAGAGUUUCAGGACCUGGACCAAGAAGUGAUGCGUCUGGAUGACAUCCUAAAAUGCAAGCCAGCAGUAAGCCGAAGCAGGUCCUCCAGUUUAAGUCUAACAGUUGAAAGUGCUUUAGAAAGCUUUGAUUUCCUGAACACCUCUGACUUUGAUGAUGAGGAUGGUGGUGGUGUGGAGGUUUGUAAUGGUGGAGGAGGUGCAGACUCAGUAUUUUCGGAUACUGAGAUUGAGAAGAAUAGUUACAGGACGGAGCACCCAGAAGCCAGAGGCCACCUGAGCGAAGCUCUCACCGAGGACACGGGCGUGGGCACCAGCGUGGCCGGCAGCCCUCUGCCCCUGACCACAGGGAACGACAGCCUCGAUGUAACCGUAGUUAAGCACUUGCAGUAUUGCACGCAGCUCAUUCAGCAAAUUGUGUUCUCCAGUAAAACACCGUUUGUGGCAAGAGACCUCCUGGAUAAGCUGUCCAGGCAGAUCCUCGUGAUGGAGAAUAUCGCAGAGAUCAGCACUGAGAACUUGGGAAACAUCACCUCUCUUACUGAUGCAAUUCCAGAGUUCCACAAGAAGCUGUCACUGCUGGCAUUCUGGAUGAAGUGUACUGGCCCUUCAGGAGUGUAUCACACAUCUGCAGACAAGAUGAUGAAGCAGCUGGAUAUCAAUUUUGCCACCACUGUGAAUGAGGAGUGUCCAGGACUUGCAGAAACAGUCUUCAGGAUCCUGGUGUCUCAGAUCCUGGACCGGACGGAGCCCGUCCUCUACUCCAGCAUGUCCUCCGAGAUCAUUACCGUCUUUCAGUAUUACAACUAUUUUGCCAGCCACAGUGUUAAUGACCUUGGAAGCUAUUUGCUGCAGCUCGCAAAAGAAGCCUCUGUGGUUCAGGUACUGCAGUCAGUGAAAGAUGGAAAACUGCAGCAAAAUGUGGCCAAAAUAAACUCCAAUAACCUGCCACCACAGCAAGAAGUUUUGAGAGCUUUGGCUUUACUUCUCAAUGAAAAUAAAAAUGAAGUCAGCGAGACUGUGGCAUCACUUCUGACAGCUACCGCAGAGAACAGGCACUUCAGGGAGAAGGCCUUGAUUUAUUACUGUGAAGCACUAACCCAGCCCAACCUCCAGCUGCAGAAAGCAGCUUGCUUGGCUCUAAGAUACCUCAAGGCUGCUGAGAGCAUUAAAAUGCUGGUCACGCUCUGCCAGUCUGACAACGAAGAGAUCAGAAAAGUGGCCUCCGAAACCCUGCUCUCACUUGGUGAAGAUGGGAGACUGGCAUAUGAACAGCUGGACAAAUUUCCCCGGGAAUUCGUUAAAGUUGGAAGCCGCCGUGGAACUGAAGCUGCCACAGCUUUUUAG